AUGAUGCUGCGGGCUCUCAUCUUGUGCCUCGUGAGUCUCGCAGUAGCACAAGACCGCCUAUUUUCCUCUGCCUUUGGAUACCCCGGCCGCAAUGCAAGCUACGACUACAUCGUCAUCGGCGGCGGCACCGCGGGCCUGACCCUCGCAUCGCGGCUUGCCGCAACUACUGCGUCCGUCGCCGUCGUCGAGGCCGGUGGCUUCUACGAGGUCGAGAAUGGCAACAAUAGCGUCGUUCCCCUUCUUUCGCUGACUGGCAUCGCCUUCAUCGAUCCGUUACCAGAGUUUACCCCUCAGCCCUUGAUGGACUGGUCUCUAGUCUCAGAACUGAUUCCGGGCGCCGGAGGGCGAAGGGUGCACUAUGCACAGGGAAAAACCCUCGGAGGGUCUUCGGCGAUCAACACCAUGUCGUAUAUUCGCGGGACAAAGGGAUCCUAUGACCUCUGGGCGGAAACGGUCGGCGAUGAGACGUUCAGGUGGGAGAACAUGCUCAAGUAUUUCAAGCGCUCUGUCGACCUUACGCCGCCGGACGAGGAGAAGCGUCAGAACACGAACGCGUCUGUGCGAUUUGAUCUCGGCGACUACGACGAGGGCGGAGGCCCGCUACAGGUUUCAUGGAAUAACUGGAUUGAUCCGACGCUGACCUGGCUUGCUCAAGUUCUUCUGAGUCUUGGUCUGAGCAUCAGCCUUGAGGGAUUCAGCAGUGGUGAACUGGCUGGCUACGGCGCGUGGGUGCCUUCGACGAUCGAGCCCAAAAGGGCGCAACGAUCUACAAGCGAGAGCAGCUUCCUGCGACAGGCUAUCAAGGAUACUGAAAUCAUUGUUUACACUCACACUCUAGCGACUAAGAUCCUGUUUAACGGUACGAAGGCCGUUGGCGUGAGCGUCAACUCCCAAGGGGUCGAGUACACCCUGUCUGCCCACAAAGAGGUCAUCCUCACCGCUGGCACGUUUCACUCUCCGCAACUUCUUCAACUCUCCGGCAUUGGAUCUCGCGGAAGGCUGGAAGCCCUCUCGAUCCCGGUCAUCGCCGACAUCCCCGGCGUAGGACAGAACCUCCAGGAUCCGAUCCAGAUAUUCGUCGCGUACCCCGUCAGCACGCCUUCUGCGCAAUCUCUCACCAAUGAUCCAGCUCUCAACCUGGGUUUCGUCGAAGAGUACCUCAAAUUUGGCACUGGACCCUACAGUUCCGCUGCGGGCUUCCUGGCUCACGAGCGUUUGCCCAACUCUACCCUCGCCAACCUCACGCAAGCAACUCGCGACAAGCUAGCUUCAGUUCCUUCUGACUGGCCUCAGCUUUCAUUCAUCGUCGGGUCCUUCUCAACCGGGCCUGGACAGACUAGCGGAACUCUCGCCGCCUACCUCCCUCGCGUCUUCUCCCGCGGCAACGUCACGGUAUCCUCAGCUUCCAUCGACGCGAAGCCGGUCAUCAACUUGAACUGGCUAUCUGAUCCCGCCGAUGUAGAGCUGGCUGUCACAGCCGUCAAGCGGCUCCGCACGGCCUGGGCUUCAACAUUCGCUAAUACCCCGGGAUUCAAAACUGGCCCCGAAAUGCUCCCCGGCGAUUUGGUGCAGACGGAUGAGGAAAUACUAGACUACGUCAGGGCCAACGUGGGACAGGUGUGGCAUCCAGUAUCCACUGUUGCUAUGGGCAAAGAGGAAAAUGUCGCGUUGGGUAAAGCGGUAGUUGACAGCCGUGGGCGUGUAUUUGGCGUCCAGGGACUGAGAGUCGCCGAUGCGAGCACUUUUCCGUUCGCCUUACCGGGACACCCUCAGUCUGCCGUGUACGCCUUGGCAGAAAAGAUCGCAGAGGACAUAGUCACUGAUCGUUAA
Colletotrichum godetiae is the source of this 1830-nucleotide messenger RNA. RefSeq lists its product as uncharacterized. Gene Ontology annotation, biological process: secondary metabolite biosynthetic process. Gene Ontology annotation, molecular function: oxidoreductase activity, acting on CH-OH group of donors; flavin adenine dinucleotide binding. The transcript has a single exon. Bases 1 to 1830 code for a protein of 609 amino acids. The record is from RefSeq and is a predicted model, not a curated record. Lineage: Eukaryota; Fungi; Ascomycota; Sordariomycetes; Glomerellales; Glomerellaceae.